AUGCUUGGAUCGAUCCAUAUCUUGCAAAGCUUCCUCUACGAUAACCCAAACGCUUUGGAAGGACACAACGUUAUGAAAGUAGUUGGAAAUUUGCAAGGUUCUCUAGUAGAUCUAAGCCCUCCGUUAAAAGAUCUAUGCUUCACAGAUUAUCUCCAAUAUUUGGAUUUUUUGAAUUUGAAUGCAGCCUCACGCAUCGAGAGCCGAACUGAACGAGAAUUUCUAGUUAUCUUUGGUGUGUACCUGAAUGAAAGCUCCGCCAACAGCAAUUUCAAAACUGCGAGAGCUAUCAUUGGAGCUACGCAAGAUGAUCUAGGGAUUUAUAUCACCAGGCCGCUCCUGUCACGCAUACUUGCCUUUGAUACUCAUAACUCCUGUACACUUAAUCCUCGUGUGGUAGCUGUAUCGGAUUAUUCCAUCAUGAUUGAGUGUCCGAAGGUUGGUUUCGAUCGGAAUGUGGUGCAGUCAAGAUAG
This is a messenger RNA of Sclerotinia sclerotiorum 1980 UF-70, 471 nucleotides long. RefSeq lists its product with no specific name. The transcript has 3 exons. The record is from RefSeq and is a predicted model, not a curated record. NCBI's taxonomy places the organism in Eukaryota, Fungi, Ascomycota, Leotiomycetes, Helotiales, Sclerotiniaceae. The coding region runs from base 1 to 471 and encodes 156 amino acids.